This is a messenger RNA of Diachasmimorpha longicaudata, 2261 nucleotides long. RefSeq names its product 1-acylglycerol-3-phosphate O-acyltransferase Pnpla3-like (gene bmm). Gene Ontology annotation, molecular function: triacylglycerol lipase activity. Gene Ontology annotation, cellular component: lipid droplet; cytoplasm; membrane. Gene Ontology annotation, biological process: lipid homeostasis; triglyceride catabolic process. The record is from RefSeq and is a predicted model, not a curated record. The coding region runs from base 386 to 2164 and encodes 592 amino acids. The transcript has 11 exons. Lineage: Eukaryota; Metazoa; Arthropoda; Insecta; Hymenoptera; Braconidae.
CGUAUUAAUACCAUCUACUGAGUAUAAUGUCCAACGUCUAUCAUUCAUCAUCGUCGCGCAGUAUUAAAUCUAAUUGUAUCGUUUAUUUGUUCAUUGGUUUUUUCUUACUAUAGAAACAAUAUAAACAUCAAUAAUUUCUGUCAUUAAUUGUGAUAACCCUCUCAUGUCAAUGAAGAUUCUUAUUAUUGAACUCUUCAACCAUUCCAACAACUGUCAAAAGAAAUUUGAGGUUAGAUCGAUCGAAUCCGCUAUGACCAUUCACUUCGUCUAACAAUUUGGGACUAAGUCGUCUGGUAGUGUCUUAUUAGAGUGUCAACUGCGUACAAAAACGAAAAGAGAACAAGAAUUGGUGAAGUAGAACAACAACAACAACAACAACACAAGAAUGAAUUUAUCCUUUGCGGGCUGUGGAUUUUUGGGAAUUUAUCAUGUUGGUGUUGCUGUAUGUUUUAAAAAAUAUGCUCCGCAUUUACUCUUAGAUAAAAUAAGUGGAGCUUCGGCUGGAGCGAUGGCCGCCUGUUGUCUUCUUUGUGAUUUACCCCUCGGAACAUUUACGAGCCAUCUGUUGAAACUGGCGAAAGAAGCCAGAAAAAAAACUCUUGGGCCCUUUAGUCCUUCAUUUAAUGUCCAAACAAUAUUAUUGGAAAGUUUGCAAAAGUAUCUCCCAAAUGAUGCUCACAUACGGGUGAGUGGCAAAUUGCACAUUUCAUUGACACGAGUCUAUGAUGGAAAGAAUGUAAUUGUAUCGCAUUUCAAUUCACGGGAAGAUUUGUUGCAAGCAUUGCUGGCUAGUUCAUUUGUUCCGUUAUUUUCGGGACUUCUACCUCCAAGAUUUCGUGGGAUACGCUACAUGGACGGAGGUUUCAGUGAUAAUUUACCGACAUUGGAUGAAAAUACAAUAACGAUCAGUCCUUUCUGUGGUGAGAGUGACAUUUGUCCGCGAGAUAUUUCAUCACAAUUGUUUCACGUGAAUUUGUCCAACACAAGUAUCGAAUUGUCUCGUCAAAACAUUUACAGAUUUGCGAGAAUACUUUUCCCACCUAAUCCAGAGAUACUCUCUCACAUGUGUAAACAAGGAUUCGACGAUGCGCUUCGAUUUCUUCAGAGGAAUAAUCUGAUAAAUUGUACACGCUGUCUAGCUGUACAGUCAACUUUCGUCAUUUCGGAAACUCUGGACGAUAGUAUGGAGUAUGAUCCCGAGUGUAAAGAGUGCAAAAUUCAUCGUCAGGAAGCAUUAGUAGCCAAUUUACCCGAAACCGUUAUGACAAUAUUUCAAGAUGCAAUAGAUUCUGCAAAUAAAGGGAUUAUCAAUUGGCUAUUCAAGCACAAAAGCAUCAAAUUGCUAUCAUUUUUAAGUCUUCCUUACACCCUACCCCUAGAGGUCAUCUGUGCAACUCUUAACAAGAUUUUGACCAACAGCCCUAAACUACACAAUGAAUUAAUUGACGUGACAAAAUAUCUAACCGAGCAGAUAUGCCUCGUUGUUUCUAAAAUGAAAAUUUAUAAUAUCAGAAUGCCUCAAAUGAUAGAUUGCCAGUUAAGAAUAACUGGAUAUGAUUCCACUGUGGAUAGAAGAAAAUCCGUUGACGAGCUGAAUGUAGCAUUGAAGUACAAUGAAAUGUUGUCGUGGCAAGAGGAUCUUCACAAAUCGAGUUGCGUAAUAGAUAUAACUGAAUUUUCUUCAAUCGAUGGGUCUUUUGACAAUAUUCUACAGAUCACCUCUGACCAAGAAACACUGAUGGCAUAUUAUUACAUGGACGACGAGAAUAACAAAAUUCAAAGGACGGAAAUUUUUGAUAUUUCGGAUAACUCAGUUGUUGAUGCACAUAUUUCAAGUAAACAACGCCGACCAUAUGGCGAUGAAAUUCCCUGGGAUGAACCUGCAUGGCUUACGCAGCACAGCUUUACUGAUGCUAAUGAUUUUCACAUAAAUGAGACACCAAUGGUCAGCGCACAUUCGUAUUCUCAUUCCCACCCAGAAGAACAAAAUGGAGAGAAAAAAAUUAAUGUCGACGCUCACUCCGACAUGUCGAUAGAUGAAUCCAAUAUAUUCUCUGAUCCAGAAAGCGAAUGGACACCGUCCGUAACCACGACUAAUGUCCCUUCACUGAGUACGAGUUCCACAUCGGAUUCAAGACCCGAGGUUGACCAACCGAACGAAUAAAUUCAUCUCUCAAGUUUUUACAACAUUUAAUUAUACAAUUAAUUGCGGCAAUGAUUAGAGGGUCAAUAAACGAGAGAAGAAAUGAAAAAAAAAAAAA